GUCUGAUGUGUACACAUUCGUACCGACGGAGAGAAACAAUUUUACUCUGGAGGUUUCAUCAGAAGCGCUAACCGAAAGAAGCAAACUACGACAGAGACGUAAAUCAAAACAGCUAGCGUAGGUUUCUUAAAGUUUCCGGUGACCGGGCAGGUGUUCAUUCUGGUCGGGGUUUCCCUCCUCUCAAGCCACCCUUCGGCUCUAGAUGGGGGGCUGUUAGCACCGAAGGAUGGAGGAUUUAACUUGGGCUCACCAUGGCUGCUGUGACGGAGUGGUGCUACAUCAGCGGCCGCCGUGUCCUCGGAGCAUGGGGCCCGCUGCUGUGCGUGGUUUUCGGCUCUCUGGUGGCCCUCCUGCUUCCCCUGAUAGGGUUGCAGAACCAGUGCUGUGGCUCCAUGAGGGGCAUCAACCAGCUCCGCUGCCAGCUGUGGGGGAGCUCACAGCCUUCUCCAGCUGUGCAGUCCACCAGCCUGACUGUCCCCUUCACGGCCCUGGAUGUGCUGCCUCAGAGGACCAAACCCAGCAAAGAGACAGAGCUGGAGGCCAAAGCAGCGCUGCAGCAGGCUCUGGAGAUGAAGAAACUUGGGAAGAGGGAGAAGGCUCACAAGCUGCUGGUGCAUGCUCUUAGUAUGAACCCUGACUUUGUGGAUGCUCUGACGGAGCUGGGGACCAUACUGGAGGAGGAGAAGGAUGUGGUCCAGGCAGACCACCUCUACACCAAGGCCUUGGCCCUCUCGCCAUGUAAUGAGAGAGCUCUGGUCAGCAGAGACCGAACCCUUCCCCUGGUCGAGGAGAUCGACCAGCGCUAUUUCAGCCUAAUCGACAGUAAAGUCCGCAGGCUGAUGUCUAUUCCCAAAGGCAACUCGGCACUCCGUCGAGUAAUGGAGGAGACAUACUACCACCACAUUUAUCACACUGUGGCGAUAGAGGGCAACACCCUCACUCUGUCCGAGAUCCGACACAUCAUCGAGACUCGCUACGCCGUACCCGGAAAGAGUCUCCAGGAGCAGAACGAGGCCAUCGGCGUGGAUGCAGCCAUGAAGUACAUCAACACCACGCUGCUGUCCAGAUCAGGAGCCAUCACCGUCAGCAACAUCCUGGAGAUUCAUCGACGAGUGCUCGGCUACGUGGACCCCGUGGAGGGCGGUCGGUUGCGGACCAGCCAGGUGUUUGUGGGCCACCACAUCCCACCACACCCCAAAGACCUGCAGCGACACAUGGACGAGCUGGUCCAGUGGUUAAACUCUGAGGAAGCCCUGCAGCUGCACCCUGUGGAGUAUGCAGCUCUGGCCCACUACAAGCUGGUGUACAUACACCCAUUUGUAGACGGGAACGGACGCACGUCCCGGCUACUCAUGAACCUCGUGCUCAUGCAGGCGAGAUAUCCGCCAAUUACUAUUCGCAAAGAGCAAAGGGCAGAAUAUUACGCCACUUUGAACACGGCCAACGAGGGGGACGUGCGUCCCUUCAUUCGAUUCAUCGCCAAAUGUACGGAAAUGACACUGGACACUCUGCUGAUUUCCACAACAGAGUACGCUGUGGGACUCCCAGAAGCCGACCGGAACCAGGCCUGUCCCAGCUGCAAACAGACCAUUCCAGCCCACAACUAAACCAGAGAGAGGGAGCAUGAGGCGUCACCAUGCAAGAGUAUAUUUUUAAUUUAAAAGUUUUUCUGUUGGUAGUUUCACUUAAAUUAUGGUGUUCAUUGGCCAGAGUCAAACCAUUAAAUAUCUUGCAAGUAUUUUAUUUUCUUUAAGUGCAAACGGAAGUUUUGACUACUAACAUGAGGAAAUUAUUUAAUUUUUAAGCUACAAUUUAAAAACAGUGUUUAAAUAUUUGCCUUGAGGAAAAGUUGUUUGCUAAUACUGUGAAGCACUUUCGUGUAUUUAUUUUAAAAUAAAAGUCAUUGUUUCUUUA
Xiphophorus maculatus (southern platyfish) is the source of this 1914-nucleotide messenger RNA. RefSeq names its product FIC domain containing (gene ficd). The record is from RefSeq and is a predicted model, not a curated record. The transcript is spliced from 2 exons. NCBI's taxonomy places the organism in Eukaryota, Metazoa, Chordata, Actinopteri, Cyprinodontiformes, Poeciliidae. Gene Ontology annotation, molecular function: protein binding. Bases 252 to 1607 code for a protein of 451 amino acids.